Molecule: messenger RNA, 7328 nt
Organism: Salmo salar (Atlantic salmon)
Lineage: Eukaryota; Metazoa; Chordata; Actinopteri; Salmoniformes; Salmonidae
Product: sodium- and chloride-dependent taurine transporter
Biological process (GO): taurine transmembrane transport; sodium ion transmembrane transport; neurotransmitter transport
Cellular component (GO): cell projection; plasma membrane
Molecular function (GO): taurine:sodium symporter activity; gamma-aminobutyric acid:sodium:chloride symporter activity
Source: RefSeq, a predicted model, not a curated record
GGAAAGAGAAAAUGACGUUGCAGCGUGGAGCUAGCGCCUAUGAUUCGAAGGGGAACCUGCCUCUUUAAGAAGACGCUCUCCUGUUGCAUAGGGAGGCUGGCCCGGUGUUUUUCCACUAAUACUCACCCAUUUUAAGAGACAAAGGUCAGAAAGAAAACCUUAUAAAUAAAAUUUACCGCCGUAAUUCUCACUAUUCAACACCCGUCCGCCGCACUACACUGAAAGAACCGAAACAUUCUAAAGGAAAUAAAAGGAAUUCAAGUCAAUACAGCAUGGCACAGAAAGAGAAGCUCCAGUGUCUGAAGGACUUCCAUAAGGACACGCUGAAGCCUUCCCCGGGGAAGAGCCCUGGCACUCGGCCCGAGGACGAGGCAGAGGGGAAACCCGUCCAGAGGGAGAAGUGGAACUCCAAACUUGACUUUAUCCUGUCCGUCGCUGGCGGCUUCGUGGGUUUGGGGAACGUCUGGCGUUUCCCAUACCUCUGCUAUAAGAAUGGCGGAGGUGCAUUUCUCAUCCCGUACACUAUCUUCCUCUUUGGCGGCGGUCUCCCUGUGUUCUUCCUGGAGGUGGCCCUGGGACAAUACACCUCCGAGGGUGGAAUCACCUGCUGGGAAAAACUUUGCCCCAUCUUUACUGGUAUCGGCUACGCUUCUAUUGUGAUCGUGUCCCUCCUGAACAUUUACUACAUAGUGAUCCUGGCCUGGGGUUUGUACUACCUGUUCCAGUGCUUCCAACCGGAGCUGCCCUGGGCCAAGUGUAAGAACCCCUGGAACACAGACCGCUGUGUGGAGGACACCGUACGUAAGAACAAGACUCUGAUGCUGGCCGCUAACAUCACCAACUUCACCUCGCCCGUCACCGAGUUCUGGGAACGUAAUGUCCUCAGCAUCUCCAGUGGCAUUGAUGAGAUUGGGGAGGUCAAGUGGGACCUGGCCCUCUGUCUGCUGGGGGUCUGGGUGAUCUGCUUCUUCUGCAUCUGGAAGGGAGUCAAAUCCACCGGAAAAGUUGUUUACGUCACUGCUACCUUCCCCUUCGUCAUGCUAAUCAUUCUGUUGAUCCGCGGAGUCACUUUGCCAGGAGCAUCUGAAGGAAUCAAGUUCUACCUGUACCCAGACCUGCAACGUCUCAAAGACCCCGAGGUUUGGAUUGAUGCUGGCACUCAGAUCUUCUUCUCGUAUGCCAUCUGUCUGGGAGCUAUGACGUCACUGGGGAGCUACAACAAGUACAAAUACAACUGCUAUAGGGACUGUUUGCUGCUGGGAGGCCUCAACAGCGGUACCAGUUUUGUGUCUGGCUUCGCAAUAUUUUCCGUCCUGGGCUUCAUGGCACAAGAGCAAGGGGUGGACAUUGCCGAUGUGGCAGAGUCAGGUCCUGGCUUGGCCUUCAUUGCCUAUCCUAAAGCUGUGUCUAUGAUGCCGCUGCCAACCUUCUGGGCUAUCCUCUUCUUCAUCAUGCUUCUGCUACUGGGUCUCGACAGUCAGUUUGUGGAAGUGGAAGGACAGAUCACUUCCUUGGUGGAUCUGUAUCCCUCCUUCCUAAGGAAGGGUUACCGUCGGGAAAUUUUUAUAGCUAUUGUGUGCUCCAUAAGCUAUCUUCUGGGACUUACCAUGGUUACUAGGGGUGGCAUGUAUGUAUUUCAACUCUUUGACUACUAUGCAGCCAGCGGUGUGUGCCUUUUGUGGGUUGCAUUCUUUGAAUGUAUUGCUGUAGCCUGGGUUUAUGGCGUUGAUAAUUUCUAUGAUGCGAUUGAAGACAUGAUUGGCUACAGACCAAAUCCCUGGAUGAAAUGGAGCUGGUCUGUGAUCACGCCUCUUCUUUGUGUGGGUUGCUUCGUCUUCUCCUUGGUCAAAUAUAAACCUUUGACGUACAACAAGGUUUACGAGUACCCCGACUGGUCCAUCGGUGUGGGCUGGACUCUGGCCCUGGCUUCUAUGAUCUGUAUUCCUAUGGUUGUGGUCAUCAAGAUCAUCCAGUCUGAUGGACCACUCAUAGAGAGGAUCAAGGCUGUGGCGGCUCCGCUAGGAGGUGCUAGCUCCCGUCCAGCCGACCACCGUUCUAAGGGCAAGGCUUGCGAGCUGGCCUACCCGCUGGACCCCAACGGGAACAACGGCCCGAUCAAGCCCACCCAUACUAUUGUAGAAACCAUGAUGUGAGCGCUCUCUGUGAGAGGAAAGAUUAUUAUUAUUUUUUUUUUUAAAUACCCGCUUUCUAUGUUAUUAUACUAUAUUAUCUUUCUAUGUUAUUAUACUAUAUUAUCGCUAAACUAGUUGUAGGACCAGGUUUACAUGUAUCUGCACUAGGACGGUUCUUUUUUUUGUUUUGUUUGUUUUCUACAGAGGAAGUUACAUUAUUGGGUUUCCUGUCUAUGUUUUUAAUAUUUUUUUUAUUAAACCAUUGUUAAGAAUAUUACUGUUAUUACGAUUGGAUGAAGUUAAAAGUAUAAAAAAAAAAUUAAAAAAAUUUGAUCUCCAAGUCACACGGAGCAGCAGUAUCUUCUAAGAAUAGAAUCAGACAUACGUACUUAUUUUCACCUGUAGAAUUAUUAGUGGUCUGUCUCUAUUUUGGCGUGGAUACUUCAAAAAAAAAAAAAAUGCUGUAUAAAACCCGGAAGAACGAAAUGUGUGUCGUGUUUUGAGCUGUAACAUUUGACUAUGUGAUGUCGAUGUAUCUAGAUCAACCUAGUUCCUCUCAGCUUUAACUAAUGUCUAUAGUACGAUUAUACCGUGGAGGUGGUGCCUCUUGUAUACAGCGAGAUUAGUCCAGUGUGUUUGUCGUCGAUGUUUGUUGUAAAAUUACAGCCGAACCUGAACGUACCUCCACUACUAAGCUGAGUUCAGGGUCCAGAACAUCUCAUCUACAGUUGCGGGGCCACUAAAACAAAACAAAAAUGAAAUCCUGUACCUGUCUGAUGUACAGGGUUUUGUGACAAACAAUUGCUAGAAGGCAAUUGUUUUGCAAGUAUAUAUAUAACACUGCAGUGCAACCUAACUUUUUAGUGCCAGCAACUGUACUUGGCUGUGGAGGUACAGACCUGUCCUCCCUGUACAGUGUACUGUGUACAUACAGUCAGCCCAACUCCAUUUUAGACUAGACUACAUCGGUGUGGAUACUACUGCUAUGUGCCAUCCAUCCAUCCAUCCAUCCAUCCAUCCAUCCCAGUGCAUACAGUAGCUACAUCACACGUGUUUAAAGUCUCUGAUUGAUUAUUUUCACUUAAUAAUGCAGUGAAUUUUCUUUUAUUAUUUGUGUUUUAGUCUCUUGUCGUAUUUCUGGCUAUAGAUAGAGGACAUGACAUAGUGGCAAGUCAAUAAGAAGCACAACAGCACACUAUAUAACGCUUUUACCAUCUCUUAAGUCAGUCUCAACAUCACUAUAUAAUGCUUUUACCAUCUCUUAAGUCAGUCUCAACAUCACUAUAUAACUCAUUUACCAUCUCUUAAGUCAGUCUCAACAUCACUAUUUAACUCAUUUACCAUCUUUUUAGUCUGCCUGUUCCAUGGAUUGAUAGGAGCCUAAAGGACCUGCCAUAAUGACAUGAUAAAUUAAUGUAACUCCCCAUACAGUAACUAUUGAAGUACAAAUUAAUGUAACUCCCCAUACAGUAGCUAUUGAAGUACAAAUGAAUGUAUACUCCCCAUACAGUAGCUAUUGAAGUACAAAUUAAUGUAUACUACCCAUACAGUAACUAUUGAAGUACAAAUUAAUGUAUACUACCCAUACAGUAACUAUUGCCCAUUAAGGAACCAUGCAAAUGCAAGCAAACCUCUUAUCAAUCAGAUCUUUCCAUUGAAUUGCUGUAGGCUAGGUCAGUGAAAUUCUGAUGUAAUUGAUUAAUAUAGUAAUUGAUUAAUAUACUAACUAAUAAUAUCCACUCCCUGCAGCCUUCUCACACUAAGCUUAGUUUUAAAUAUUAUAUUAUUACAGCUUUUCAAAGAGGCAGAAACAAUUCAAACAAAAGCCUGUUGGGAUUUGAAGCAUUAUGAUUCACAAUGCAAAGAUAUUGUUCUUAGAAUGGAAUAUUGAAAUGUUGAAAUCCCAUGUAGUGAAUGGAGACUUUGGUUGGAUCUAUUCCAUUGAAGAAUGUAUUUUUAUUUUGUUGUAUACAAUUAGAAAACGUUUUUAUUUUAUUUUGAUUGUUUUUCUAUCACAUUUUUGCCUUUUGUAUUCAAAAUGUAAAAUGUAAAAAUGACCAGCCCGUCUCCAGUUGCUAAUACUUUCUGAGGAUGAAUCGUCAUUUAACAACUUGCUGUUAUUAAUCAACAAAACUGCAAUUUGUAAUGUGCAAUACUUUUUAGAAAGAUAAGUAUGUUUUUCACUCUGUUUUUUAAAUAGGUUGUACUUUUUACUUUGGAGGAUUGGAGAAAAGACAAAAAAACUUUCUAAAAUAAUGCGAGAGACAAAAACGACAAUUUCAGGGGCCAAUGAAAACCACAAAAUGUUAUGCCAUAAUAUCAACAAAGAAAUAACGUUCAUUGCAGUAGUAUCAUUCUCUGUCAUAACACACACACAAUUUGAUUCAUCUUUAUCAAAAUAUAUAUACAAAUAUUCUUGCAAUGAAAGUAAUCCUGCCAUUUUAUAACUACUGACUCAAUGCUUUCUGGUAGUCUGAAUUGACCUGUGAAGUACAGGUGAUAUUCUAAAAUGAUGCUGCCACCAAACUUAGGCCUACCUGUGAUUCAAAGGGGUUAAAUGUGGAAGACACAUUUCAGUCGAAUGCGUUCAGUUGUGCAACUGACUAGGUAUCUCCGUUUCCUUAUACCAUAGUGCUGUUAGUUUGUAUAGGAGUUUAUGACCCGCAGAAAUUAAACACCAGUAGUUAGCUAGCUAGAUACCUGUAACAAAUCAUGAGUAGUUAGCUAGCUAGAUACCUGUAACAAAUCACGAGUAGUUAGCUAGCUAGGUGCCUGUAACAAAUCACGAGUAGUUAGCUAGCUAGGUGCCUGUAACAAAUCACUAGUAGUUAGCUAGCUAGAUACCUGUAACAAAUCACUAGUAUUUAGCUAGCUAGAUACCUGUAACAAAUCACUAGUAGUUAGCUAGCUAGAUACCUGUAACAAAUCACUAGUAUUUAGCUAGCUAGGUGCCUUACAGGUGCCGUAUCAAAGAAGCUCACUGAAAACCAAAUAAAAAAGCAUUAUUAUGGUGAAGAUAAUGGCACCCAGUCCAUCGCUGGAGAUUGGAGAAGUCUAUCACAGAUAGAAAACAUAAUGUUAAACUUCUUUAACUCUCCUGCCUCAUAUACAUUACAUUACAUACCUUUAUAAGAAUGUACAAGGGGAAAUGUUUUUAAUCCGUAAAGAAAAAACCUUUUUAAAAUACAAUUUGAAAGAUUUUAUUUUUUAUUUCUAUGGCGCUAAAUAACCUGUAAAGCAAAAAUGUGUAUUUAAAACGAGGGUUUUACUGAGAAAAACGUAAAACCUUUUUAUUUCAAAAAUAAAUAAAAAAUAUUUGAUAAAAAGCCUUUGCUUUUCUCAUGUGCAGUGAGAGUGUCCCAUGGUGAGUCUAUAGGGCACAUAAUAAAGCAGUGAGCUUGCACUUUAGUCAUUCAACAUCAUAAUUAUCCAUAUAAUAAAUCAUAAUAAUAGAUUGGAUUUAUAUUGGGCUUUUCCAGAUGCAUUACAUAGCAAAAGGGGGGGGGGACUCACCUCAUCCCCCACCAAUGUGUAGCACCCACUUGGGUGAUGCCAUGGCGGCCAUUUUGGAAAAUGGCGGAGAGGUGAGGAGGACCUAUUGCUGGGUGUAUCGACCCAGUGCUCCCUCCUAAAACCCCACACUAGGGGGCUAAAGCUGCUACACCACAGGCUUAUCCGGGGCAGUUUAGCCUCUUGUCCCCUUUCACCCCACAACAAUGCUGCUUCCAAGACGAGUGACUUAAGAGGCUUGUGUAGUCAGUACAACACAUUAAACGUUGUGUCUUAGUGUCAUGUAGGUUGAGACAUACUCUUGUCAUAAAUAAUGUUGCUACAUAAAAUAGCUCUCCCACAUUUCAUAUAAAGAUGCACCAUUUUGGCAGGCCUAUAACAGAGAUGCUACAGGGAAUGGUCUUACAUUGAAGUCAUUUAACAGAGACGCUCUUAUCCAGAGCAACUUACAGUAGUGAGUACAUACAUCUUCGUACUGAUCCACCGUAGGAAUCGAAGCCACAAGCCUAGCGUUGCAAGCACCACACUCUACCAAAUCAAAUCAAAGUGUAUUUGUCACGUGCGCCGAAUACAACAGGUGUAGACGGUUAGUCGGGCUAAUUGAUGUAAUAUGUACAUGUAGGUAGAGUUAAAGUGACUAUACAUAGAUGAUAAACAAAGAGUAGCAGCAGCGUAAAAGAGGGGUUGGCGAGUGUGGGGGUGGCGGGACACAAUGCAAAUAGUCCGGGUAGCCAAUGUGCGAGGGCACCGGUUAGUCAGGCUAAUUGAGGUAAUAUGUACUUGAAUGUACUGAGCCACAUGGCGAUCUCACCAUAAAUAAUAAUGACUGAAGACACGGCUAUUUAUUUGCCGAACAAUAAACACGAUCGUGGUUACAAAAGAAAUCUUCAUUUGGAUAAAUGUUACAGAUACAUAUUUACAUAACAUGUUACAAACGUUACAUAAAUAUGUAUCUGCAGAAAGACAAAAUGUCAUUUCAGAAUGACGGAGAAGAUGAAAUCUAGAAAAAAAUUAAAUAUUCCCAUUAAUUCAAUGCAACGAUAGUCCAUUAUUAUAAAUCAUGAACACAGCAGGUAUGCAAGGGACACAUUAUGUUGAAAUUGAACACGACAUUGAGUAUAGUAGAAAAUAGCAGAUAUACAUCAUGUAUUUUCUUAAUUUUUUUUUUUUACUGUAUCUGUCUUGGAAUGAGCUUGACCUAUGGAGACAUAGCCUGGUCCCAGAUCAGUUUAUAUUGUCUGGUCGACCCCUGAUGGUCCUGACUCACCAUAGGAGUUAGUAAAACAGCACAAACAGAUCUGGGACCAGGCUAGAGAAUCCAUGCUUCAUCAAUCAGAUUAGCAACGCAGCCCCACAUCUCCUACUGUAACUGUGAUCCUGCUGUGGUGAACAUUUGAUGAACUUGGAUGUGUUCGUUAGAGAUUCUAACAGCUUCUCUCCUAUUUAUUUCCCAGGUACCUUAUACAGACCAAACUGAUUGAUGUGACAAUAUAUGACCUCUAUUGUACUACUGUUCUUCAUACCAUUGCUUUGUGCUGUUAUUUACUGGUUUUUACAUUUCUAGUGAUGAUUUAAAAAAAAAAAAAAAAAGCAUAUUUUUAGUAAGUGUCCUUUGCUUUGAUAGGUGACAUUUGUAAUUUGACAACUUUGUGAGGGAAGAGUACAAAUAAACAUCUUAAAAAAAUA